Fomitopsis serialis is the source of this 627-nucleotide messenger RNA. RefSeq lists its product as uncharacterized. The record is from RefSeq and is a predicted model, not a curated record. Lineage: Eukaryota; Fungi; Basidiomycota; Agaricomycetes; Polyporales; Fomitopsidaceae. The transcript is spliced from 2 exons. The annotation marks the transcript as partial.
CAAGAAGACGCGUGGCCGGUGCUAGCGAAAGAGGUUUGGUCGUACGAAAAGGAGCGUAUAGAACGAUGGCGGAACGAAAUCAAUACACUUCUCGUCUUCGCGGGCCUGUUCUCCGCCGUCCUCACUGCCUUCGUUGGAGCAUAUUAUGCUGUUCUGCUGCCACCGCCUGACUUCAACACGGUCAUCCUCGAGCGCAUUUCGGAGCAGCUCGGUAAUACGUCUAGCAACCCCGACAUCGCACCCACGAGCUCUUCGUCGCCCUUCCCCUCUGCGCCUCCUGCACCUCGAUGGAUCGCUACCCUGUGGUUCGCGUCUCUGGUCUUCAGCCUCGGCGCUGCGUCAAUCGCUCUGGCUGUCAACCAAUGGCUGAACUUUCACGCGGAGCAAUCGGGACUGCGAACCACACAGCAGAAGGUUCGGACGUGGCAGCUCCGUCGGGACGCCCUUAACAAGUGGAAGGUGGAGUUCAUCGUUGGCCUCCUCCCAUGUUUGUUGCAGGUGGCUCUCAUCUUAUUUCUCAUCGGAAUUAUGGGCUACCUAUGGGUGCUCGGACCCGACAUUGCCGUCUUGAGCACGGUCCUCGUCGGUGUCCUGCUUCUUUUUCUGGCAUCCACAUCUGUGUUACCU